AUGCAUGGAGCGCGCCCACCCCUGCUAUUCAGCCAGAGAUGCUGGCUUUCCUGGCCUGGGUCUCCUUAUGAUAAAAUCUUCCUCUCUUCCUUGGCAGGUGGCUCGCUCUGGUGUUACACCUGCCGCACCCAACUCAAAACUGACAACUGCAAAAGAGCGGUAUUCUGCAAAGAAAAGGCAAAAGUGUGCAAAACAGAUGUGAUCAGUCUGAUGGGGUUGCUCCACAUCAUCUCUAAGCAAUGUGCUUCGUCGUGCACCACGUACCACAAGGACAUAGCCAUUCUCAAAAGGAACAUCUCCUGCUGUACCACCGAUCUCUGCAAUGUUGAUGACAUCUCUGCCUCCCCAUCCAACCAUGCCCGCGUGGCAGUGGUGACUUUCACCAGCUUGGUCUGCGUGGUUCUGAGCAGGUUACUCUGAAGGCAAGAUGGCAUUGGUGAGGCAUGCAGUUAAGAGGGAAAAAAAGCAGAAUCUACAUUUCCACCCAAGGCUACAUUUAAAACCACUGAUGAAGACUUCGGUGCAUUGAUCUCUUAUAAAGUAACCAUGGGAUUCAAUUGCUUAUGGUCUGUAAUUAGAGACAUGGAGAGGAUAGGGUAGGGUAGGAUAGGGUAGGGUAG
This is a messenger RNA of Pseudonaja textilis, 620 nucleotides long. The record is from RefSeq and is a predicted model, not a curated record. NCBI's taxonomy places the organism in Eukaryota, Metazoa, Chordata, Lepidosauria, Squamata, Elapidae.